This is a messenger RNA of Kalmanozyma brasiliensis GHG001, 933 nucleotides long. RefSeq names its product 3-hydroxyacyl-CoA dehydrogenase, C-terminal. The record is from RefSeq and is a predicted model, not a curated record. Gene Ontology annotation, molecular function: oxidoreductase activity, acting on the CH-OH group of donors, NAD or NADP as acceptor; NAD+ binding. The transcript is spliced from 3 exons. Gene Ontology annotation, biological process: fatty acid metabolic process. NCBI's taxonomy places the organism in Eukaryota, Fungi, Basidiomycota, Ustilaginomycetes, Ustilaginales. Bases 1 to 933 code for a protein of 310 amino acids.
AUGGCAGCCUCAGUAACUCACGGAAUCAAGACGCUCGGCGUGGUGGGUGCGGGUCAGAUGGGACUUGGCAUCGCCUACGUUGCUGCACUGCGUGCGCAGAUCCCCACCGUCCUCCUGUGCGAUGCUUCGCCGACCGCCCUCGAAAAGGGAGUGUCGUUCUUCGAGACGCUGCUCAAGAAGGAUGUGAGCAAGGGCAAGAUCCAGCAGGGUGACGCGGACGCGGCUCGGGCGCGACUGGUGACGGUGCAGAAGCUGGAGGAUUUCGCCAACCACGGUUCCGCCGCGGACAUGGUGAUCGAGGCAGCAACGGAAAACUUGGCGGUCAAACAGAAGAUCUUUGGCACCCUCGCAUCGAGUUUGCCGCUCGAGACGAUUUUGGCCACCAACACGAGCAGUAUCAGUGUCAGCAAGAUCGCUGCUAGUGCGGUGGGGGUGAAUGUCAAGCCGGGUUCCGAGGAGGCGUGGAAGAGUCCUGCUCGAGCUUUGGGCAUCCACUUCUUCAACCCGGUCCCUGUGAUGCCUUUGGUCGAGCUGAUCCCAGCCAUCCAAACGAGCCCCGAAGUCGUCGAUCGCUCCCGUGCCUUCGCCCAGGCAUGCGGUAAAGAAGUCACCACGUCCAAAGACGUCCCCGGCUUCGUCUCCAAUCGCCUCCUCAUGCCGUUCAUCAACGAAGCCGUCAUGGCGCUCGAAGCCAACAUCGCCUCGCGCGAGGACAUCGAUAAGACCCUCCGCCUCGGCAUGAACCACCCCAUGGGCCCCCUCACCCUCGCCGACUUUAUCGGUCUGGAUACCUGUCUGAGCAUCAUGGAGACCUUGUACAGGGAGACGGCGGAUAGCAAGUACAGACCUGCCGUGCUGUUGGGUCGCAUGGUCGAUGCGGGUUGGUACGGGAAGAAGAGCGGAAAGGGCUUCUACGACUAUCCUGCCAAGUAG